CGAAACUCUUGGUCCCCUUGGAAUACCUUCGAAGCUCACUCCUUUCUUCGCCAUAUUAGACUUUUUGUGUCUGCAGAUAAAACCACGAUCACGCCGUACUGUGGCAGUGUACAGGCUCUCUGCGAACGAACAGACAGGAACAGACAUAUUCACAACGAUACCUUGACUUCGUAUAUACCACCCAAGCUCACUGAUCUACUACCUGUGUAGACCAUCUAUUAUCGGUCUUUCACAGAGGCCCUGGCAUAGGGCCUUUCGACUCGGGACGCAUCGGGACUGCCCAGUUUGUCUCUACUUGCGCAAGACACAACCCACUCGUUGACGUGUUAAACAACAGUCAGGGUACAAAGGACGGCCAAGCUCCUCAAAAUGUCGUUCAAAGCGCCCUCAGUCCUGCUAUACCUCUUCUUCCUCCACCUCGCCGGAAUAUACCUCUUCACUCAAGGCUUCCUCCUCUCCCGGCUCUCCCUCCCCACCGUCACAACCUGCUCCCCAUCCGACCCAUGCACUCUCACGCCAACGCACAAACGAGCCGUAUUACUCAUCAUCGACGCUCUCCGCUUCGAUUUCCUCUCACCGAACCCACCGGAGCCACAAUCACCUUACCAUCAUAAUAUAUUGACGCUUCCUCGUGAACUCACGGAAAAGUACCCGAAGAACUCAUUCCUAUUUAAUGCGUAUUCAGACCCACCAACAACGACGCUUCAGAGGAUUAAAGGGCUCGUUACGGGUUCAUUACCGACUUUCGUCGAUAUGGGCCACAAUUUUGGAGGAUCGUCGAUUGAUGAGGAUUCGAUCGUGAAGCAGCUUCGCAUGGCCAACAAAAGUGUAGCCUUCAUGGGUGACGACACCUGGCUCUCCGUCUUCCCAGACUCCUUCCACCCUGAUAUAACUCACGACUUUGACUCCUUCAACGUCGAGGACCUACACACUGUCGAUAAUGGCGUCAUCGACAACCUCUUCCCUCUCCUCACAGACUCUCCGCACGCAAACAAGUGGGACUUCCUCAUUGGGCAUUUUCUCGGUGUAGAUCACGUAGGGCAUCGCGUAGGACCGGACCAUCCCACAAUGAGGGCAAAGCAGGAGCAGAUGAACGACGUUCUCACGCGUGUCGUGGACAAGUUGGACGAUGAUACGCUUUUGGUCGUUUUGGGCGACCAUGGAAUGGAUAGGAAGGGCGAUCAUGGUGGCGAUGGCGAUCUGGAAGUCUCAUCCGCGAUGUGGAUCUACUCCAAGGGUCCCGCUCUGUCCGUCGGAGAUUCGUACAUCCCAGACAGUCUUAAACGGACGACGACGUUCCCUGGUGCGACGGUGCCACAUCGUUGGAUCCAGCAAAUCGACCUGGUUUCGUCGCUUUCGCUCCUUCUGGGUCUUCCUAUCCCCUUCAACAAUCUAGGAACCGUCAUACCCGAGCUUUUCUGGCGAGACAAGAAGGGUGCGGAGUACGUCCGCGCCUUGGAACUCAAUACCCGCCAGGUGAACACCUAUCUUUCCGCAUACCGCAAUAGCUCCUCCGGCGGCGAACUCGACUCUGUAUGGAACCAUCUCCAAACGCAGUGGUCCGUCACGGCGACUUCGACAGACAGGUUGACGGCCUCGAUCGCGUAUACUCGGCUCGUGCUGGAGACCUGUCGGUCGUUGUGGGCGCAGUUCAACGUCGUGCUGAUGGCAUUCGGAUUGACAACGCUGGUACUCAGUUUGCUCGUGGGCUGGGGACUGUUCCAGCACAGUAAUAGGACGGCGGAACAAUGGGAUGCGUGGGUCGUAGAGCUUACACGACGAUAUGUCAUAGCUGGUGCCGCCGGCGCUUCAUUGGCCGUCGUCAGUUACAUGCCACUCCAAGCUUCAGGAAUAUUGGACGGCGUAUCGUUCUUGCAAAUGGCCCUUUUCGGUAUAUCGCUGGGCUCAGGCCUGGGCAUCGUAUUCGCAGCACCACCCCGGUUCCAACUCUCGUGGUCGCUAAUCCCGCUGGUGCUACAUCCGCUCGCCUUCCUAUCCAACUCGUUUACCUUCUGGGAAGAUCGUGUCGUCCCGUUCUUCCUGCUCACUACCCUUAUCCCCGCGUUCCUGACGGCCUUCCACGCACCGACUUCGCAUCUCCGCCGUCGAAUAUUGUUCUUCUCGGCCUUGUUCGCCGUUUGUGUACGGCUUAUGGGAAUUAGUACGGUAUGCAGGGAGGAACAGCAUCCUUGGUGCAGCAUCACGUUCUUCGCAGGAGGCACCGUCGCUGAGCCUCCAACGUCGACUUUAUACCUCGUCUUGCCGACAUGCAUCCUUCUUCCCAUCAUCAUCCGGAGGAUCCUGGCGAUUUCGAAGUCGGACAGGGGCGUCGCGGCGAUUUUCCUGCCAUAUAUCCUUACGCCGACUUUACUCUCCGGAACCGCGUAUUGGUUGAUGGAAUGGAUGGAUAGCACGGAGAUGUGGGGACCUGAUGUCAAUUUGAGGUUGAUGAGGACGGUCUUGUCCUGGUGUGCGAUGGGUGGGAGUCUCGUGUUUGGAGGUGUCCUAUGGGCCAUCGUCCCAGUCUGCUUGCAGAUCGUCAAGGAACGUCUUCCACCGAGCCAUGACGACGACCCGAACGAGCCUCCGAAAUCACAGGUCAUCGUUAUGGGCUUCGCCAACGCGUUUGGAUCACCCUACUUUAUAUUCUGGUGUAUAUCCCUCGGCCUCGUCUGGUUUACCACCCAAUUGACCGGACAACUGACAAUCGGCCUCGCCACCAUCGCUCUACUUUCCCAUCUCGAAAUCCUCGACAGUGUCCGAGACACCAAAGCCCUCCAAUCCGCCUUCGAAACCAACCCGUCCGCCGCACUCGAGCUCCUCCAAUCCCAAGCCGGAAACUCCGCCUCCGCCGCAAGCCUCUCCUCCUCCCCCGCCCGCGUCUCCUUCUCCGACAUCGUCCCGAUCGCCCUCCUCGCACUGCAGGCAUUCUACACGACAGGUCACCAAUCCACCAUCCCCUCCAUCCAAUGGAAAUCCGCCUUCAUCCUCUCCUCAACCGUAACCUACCCGUCCUCCCCCCUCCUCGUCCUCCUAAACACAUUCGGCCCCAUCUUCCUCCUCGCACUCUCCGCGCCCCUCCUCGCGCUCUGGAACGUCUCGCCGCUCAUCACGUCCACGCCCGGUUCGCCGUCGCCGCUUUCGGCCGCGGGGACGGUGGGCUUGAAUGCGGUGCGGGCGGGAUUGGGGACGAUGUGUUAUUUUGCGGUGUUGGUGACGGGGAGCGCGGUGGGCGCGGCGGCGCUGAGGAGACAUUUGAUGGUUUGGAAGGUGUUUGCGCCGAGGUAUAUGGCGGGGGCGGUGGAGGUGGCUGUUGUAGAUCUUGGGGUUGUGGUGGGGGUUUGGGUGGGUGUGGGGAGGGUUGUGGGCAAGGUUGGAGGGAUGUUUGGGAGGAGGCCUGGAGGUGGGGCGUGAGGGAUGUGAUGUGUAUGGUGAGAUGGGGUGGAUGGGUGUGCGUGGAUGGGUAGGUGGGUGAGAAGCGGUGGAUUGUUGGACGUUCGGGGUCGAGGGAUGGACAAAGGUAUUGUAAUGGGUCAGUAAUUGAUCGUGGAUGUAAUUCUGCGAUAGGUCGUGCUAAAAAUAAUCC
Messenger RNA from Stereum hirsutum FP-91666 SS1, 3586 nucleotides. RefSeq lists its product as uncharacterized. Gene Ontology annotation, cellular component: endoplasmic reticulum membrane. Gene Ontology annotation, molecular function: mannose-ethanolamine phosphotransferase activity. The coding region runs from base 370 to 3414 and encodes 1014 amino acids. Gene Ontology annotation, biological process: GPI anchor biosynthetic process. The record is from RefSeq and is a predicted model, not a curated record. Lineage: Eukaryota; Fungi; Basidiomycota; Agaricomycetes; Russulales; Stereaceae. The transcript is spliced from 3 exons.